AUUCAAGAAAAUAAACUAAUUCUCUGACAUAUUAACCAUAGAUUGUUAUUUUAGCCUCACUUCUGGCUUCUGUAGCUGAAGGCUAGGGUCAGACGAGGGUAUGAAAAGCCUUCUCAGCUUGACACAACUCUGAUCCUCUUCUACAUUCCCAGCCUAAUAAAGCAUGCAGCUGCAGAUCUCUCCAGGGGAGGCUGAACACAAAAACUAGACACAUCAAAGAAUGCUGGAAACUGUAAAAUGUCCUUAAUAGGUCUGUGAUGUUCCUGCAGCCUUCAGAUUUCUGACAAGAACAAUCUUAAAGUGAGGCAGAUGAAGAAAGUCAAGCGAGAAGAUGAGGGGGUGCACCUCCGGAGGAAAAUCAGCUUGCUGCCAGCCGUGUCCCUCAUCAUCGGUACAGUGGUGGGCAGUGGGAUCUUCAUCACGCCCAAGGGGGUCCUGAUGAACAGCGGCAGCGCAGGGGUGUCCCUGUUGGUGUGGGCACUGUGUGGAAUACUCUCAAUGUUUGGAGCUUUGUGCUUCGCUGAGCUGGGCACCAGUUUUACUAAAUCCGGGGGCCAGUACACCUACCUGCGCGAGACCCUGGGGCCGCUGCCGGCCUUCCUGCGCCUCUGGGUCACCUUCCUGUUCACGAGGUGGGUUCCGUUCGAGACCCGAGUCAUCGUUAAAUGCCAGUCUCACACACGUGCCGUCUCCAGACCGGCCUCUGCCUCCUACGUGUCCCUGGCCUUCGCUCGCUACCUGGUGGAGCCGUUUUUCACGCCCUGCGCAGCUCCCAGCGUCCUCAUCAAACUGGUCAGCAUCGUCGCAGUGACGCUCGUGGUGGCCGUCAACUGCUGGAGCGUGACCCUGGCGUCUCGCACCCAGGUGACGUUGGCGUUUACCAAGAUGUUUGCCCUGGUCCUCGUCGUCGUCCCUGGUGUCAUGAUGUUGGUGAAAGGAAAGACACAAGUUUUAUUGGAUGGUUUUGAGUUUGACUCAGUAACUCUGGAUAAGUUGCCACUGGCUUUCUAUAACGGCCUCUUUGCCUAUGGAGGAUGGACUCAACUGAACACUGUCAGAGAAGAGAUCAUAAACCCAAACAGGAACAUUCCACUGGCAAUAAUCUUGUCCAUGGUGACAGUGAUGGUGUUUUAUCUGCUCGUUAACGUGGCCUACUACACCGUGAUGACUCCUGCUGAGCUGCUGAUGUCUGAUGCUGUGGCCAUGACGUUUGCCAACCGUGUUUUCCCAGGAUUAGCCAUAAUUAUCCCUGUUCUUGUGGCUCUUUCCUGUUAUGGAACACUUAACGGGACUUUCUUUGGAUCACCCAGGACACUGUUUGUAGGAGCCAGGGAGGGACACUGGCCAUCAAUCUUUUCCAUGAUUCACAUCCGCAGACACACACCUUUAGCUGCUUUGCUGCUGCAGUACCCUGUGGUGGUGUUGAUGCUAAUUGAUGGCGAAAUCUACCAGCUCCUCACUUAUUCCUCCUUUGCUGGCUGGUUCUUCAUCGCCUUGACAACCUUGGGGAUGCUCAUCCAUCGGUAUCGUUUUCCCCAACAUCCAAGGCCUUUCAAGGUGCCCAUAGUCAUUGCGCUCAUCUUCACAGCUGUGUGUUUCUUCAUCGUGGGUCUGUCUAUGUAUUCGGAUCCCUGGAACACAGGGAAAAGCUGUGCUCUCACGCUGACUGGAGUCCCAGUUUACUACUUGAUUGUCAGGAGCUUUCGUCUGCCCAAAAGAUUGAAAAGCAUAUUUGACUGCUGCAGCAUGCAUUUGCAGAUCCUCCUUGAAGUGGUUCAACAGGAAAUUCAGACUUACUGAAGAUCAGAGGACAUCCCAGUUUGAUUCAACCAAGUUUCAGCUUCCUGUUAAAAAUCACACAAUCAUGUGGAGUGAAUGAAUAGAGCAAGAUGAUAAAAGCACAUCACACUAUAUGAGGCACCAACACCACCAGGUUUAUUGUAGUCAUAGAAAUACCAACAGGGCUCUUUGCUCCUCAAUGGCCACUGUGAACACAUCAACUUACUGCAGUGUAAAAACUCCAAGAUAUAAACAUACAUGCCAACAAACCUGUGGGAAUGAUUAAGCCUUGCACCUACAAAAUGCGUUUGGAUGAUGUUACGAAAAUGUUUUUUCCCACCUGCGCCCCAAUGAGAAAUAAUGGCUGUAUGAAUGUGCUAGGUACAAAUGGUUUGUUGUUACCAAAUGUCAAAGCAUGCAAAAUAUGCCUCCUUGCACGUACAAAGUGCUCUAAAGAACAAUCACAGAGUAUUUGUAGUCGUGUGGGCAAGACAGUUCCAGAAUUAACAUAAGCCUAUUGCUGUUAGUGCUAGGGGCUGGGUGAAGCAUCUCACUGGCUUAUUAAGCAAUAUAUUGCAUUCAAUUUACAUAUGUAAAAGCUAAUUAUAUAUUAAAAUGUGCAAAUCAA
Molecule: messenger RNA, 2407 nt
Organism: Betta splendens (Siamese fighting fish)
Lineage: Eukaryota; Metazoa; Chordata; Actinopteri; Anabantiformes; Osphronemidae
Product: cystine/glutamate transporter-like
Exons: 11
Coding region: 310-1800 (496 amino acids)
Biological process (GO): amino acid transmembrane transport
Cellular component (GO): membrane
Molecular function (GO): L-amino acid transmembrane transporter activity
Source: RefSeq, a predicted model, not a curated record